This is a messenger RNA of Penicillium samsonianum, 2220 nucleotides long. RefSeq lists its product as uncharacterized. The record is from RefSeq and is a predicted model, not a curated record. The transcript has 3 exons. The coding region runs from base 1 to 2220 and encodes 739 amino acids. Lineage: Eukaryota; Fungi; Ascomycota; Eurotiomycetes; Eurotiales; Aspergillaceae.
AUGGACAACUCGCUGUUUUCUCUAUAUUUUUCAUACAAGAGUGCGACAAAGUCUGUCGUGGACUGGCUCGUUUCGACAGUUGGCCGUGAACGGUUCCACCUCGAUGCACGGCCCAGCACCACUGAAAUCGUGAAUGCUGCAAUCCUUGUUCGCGACCAAAAGUUACCAGUUCCAGAAUACGUGCUCGACAAGCUUCGAAACAUUCUCAAGAAGAGAAGGGCAGUUCAUAGUCUCUAUGUAGAGCGCGCUGCCUCGGACCAACAAGAAGAGAACUUGAAGCAUAAAGCUUUUAUAGAUAGACUCGAGCAGACAUAUCAGAUAUUGUUGCCACUAGCGAAAUCGACGCAGUCACUUCCAGUUUCGACCAGCAAGGCAAGCGAAACAAGAUCAUCAUCUUCGGCGCCUAAUCGAUACGCAUGCUUGGCAGAUUUAGAUCUCACGGUCCAUCAUGAGCCUGAUUCUGGAAUGCAAAAUCAGGACCCUACUAGUGCAGCAAACGCCUUAACGACAGAAAAGGUCGAACACGUGUUACAAGAUGAUGAGCUAGGCGAGUACAUCGAGCUCAGCCUCUUGGAACUCGAUGCCAUUUGCGAAAAGGUGAACGGAUUCUGGGUCGAUGCAGCAUCGGGAAAUCUCUCUAUCAUUGUCGCCGGAUUCUUGACCAAUACGGCCUACCACGCAGUAGAAAGAAUUAUGCAAAGCUCAACUGGACUGGCGGAUAAUGCUAUACUGAUCUCUAAAUGGUAUCUCACCAAAAGAGACUUCAGAAUCAGAUUCACCGAUAUUCCAGAACUCCAGCAUGAUUAUCAACGUUUCGCUAACAAUCUUGGAUUGAUGCAUUAUUGGCAAAUUCUUCACCACUGCCGCACCCUUGAUGAGUAUAAAGAGAUACUUCCCACCGCUGGCAGUCAACAAAAUCCGAGAGAUUUUAUACACAGACUUGUCGACAGUCGAGCAUCCUACAAUCUUGACGAUUCGGCUUUUGAUAAAAUGCAGGAAAGCAUGCGACAACUUCUUGUUUCGGGCCGAGCUAUCAGUUCACUAGAAGAAGAACGGAUGAAGGCAGAACCUCUUCUCCCUGCUCUAGAUGCGGCACUAAGAAACCCAAAAUCGCCAAUUCCAACGCAUCUUGUUUUCGGUAUGGAUAUGCUGCUAUCAACGUACAAGUCAUUCUUGUGGUCCAAUGAAAAUACAAAUCAAGUAAAUUGCCGGAUUAUAUCAUUGAAGUUCGCCAACGACGUCAUCAAGAGUAUCACAGAUUGCAUGCCAUGUUUGGAGAAGCUUUGUUGGUGUCAGACUCCGGACAAUUGCACCUGCCCAUAUAAACAAUAUAUCUGCGAUUUCCGAAGCAAGCUGGAAACUUACUUCCAAGAAAAAAGGUUUGAUCUCUACUAUCAAGCACCUUGGGUUGCAUCUGGCCACAUGAUCGAGAUCCUCUAUUUAUCCAUGUAUGAAGGGGUCAACUUGUGCUGCGCGAGUAACUACGUCAUGACAGUACUCCAUCUCUACAACGCUCUCUUGGAAGUGAGCCCGCAGAUGCAGCGAGUGACUUGGCUAGAUCAAAUGUGUGUGAUUUUCACAAAGUCCCUCUUCCCGGGAUCAAUCCCAAAAAGCAACUUCAGCUCAGUCUUUCGUCGGUCGAGUGGAGGCCAGUUGAUCAAAACUUCGAGUUUACACAGUGAGAAUGAUUUCCGAUUCUCUCGUGGACCCUCUUUCUUCAGCGAUCGACCCACCGGUUGUCCUCAGCUGUCUCGGUUUUAUGCUCAGCAUAUGAUAAACUAUCAACUAAGCGGAGAGUUGUGGGUUCGGAUUUACGAAGAGCGGAGAGUGGACAAUCCCACACCAAGUCAAAUAAGAGCGGCUUCCCAGCAACUUAGUUCAACCGUUUUCACCGUAACCAUGGAGAAAAUCAAAAAUACCGUGUUGCCAGAGCUUGAAGGAGAUAUGCCAGUAGCUCGGAUUGAUUAUUUUGCAGUUUUCCGGGUUUGCAUCCAGAUCUUAGAGGACUUAUGUGUGCACAUGGAAGGUUCAAAUGACCCGGCUACUGCUCAGCGCGGCUAUGAGUUAGUGGACGCUUUAUUGGGCGAUAUUAGUCAACAUGAAAAGGAUGCUGAGCUCGGUCGUUGGCUCCCAUACCUACGGCCGCUGAACAAAGCUGUCCUCGCGUUUGCAUCGUUGGAUAAGGACAGGUCAUUGCGUGAAUUUGCCUGGGAUAUUUAG